AUGGACGCUUCCCAGUACCCUACCAAUGGUAUAAACACGACCUCGGCCUCCUACCCGUCGCCGCCCGCCAUUACGCCUCACCAGCUUCAGCACACCAACUCUCCUCUGCCUCACCAGACUCUGCCGCCUCUUCAGCCGCAGACCUCCGCGGCCAUGAACCAGAUGUACGGCAGCAACCCUCACACUCCUCGCACUCCCGCGACCCCCAACACUCCGGGCUCUGCGAACAACAUGCCUGCCUACCAGCAGCAGCAGCCCCCCCAGGCCGGACGUGGCGGUCCCUACCAACAGAUGGGCCAAUACCCUCCUCCCCCUCAGGCCUAUGGCACUCAGUCUAUGCUGCCUCAGACUACGAUGGCUUCAUCGCACCCCCAGCCCAUUGCGCCUGCUCCCGCCUCUGGUCGCGUCCCGCCUGUUCUUCGCCCCAUGCCUGCUGGCGGUGUCAUGCCUCAGCCUGGCAUCUCAUCUCCCUACGGACCCGGCUCCGUACUCCCCGGAGGUCUUGGUGACGGCGAGCAGCCUACUCACGUUGUAGGCUCCCAGGGACGUCGCGGUAUUCUUCCCAGCGCUCCCGGUCGCCCUGCGGCAACCCCUGCCGGCGUUGGUAAUGCUAAGAGCACCGUCAUUCCGGUCAAGGAUGCUGAUGGCAAAUUCCCUUGCCCUCACUGCACCAAGACGUACCUGCACGCCAAGCACCUGAAGCGCCAUCUUCUGCGCCACACGGGCGAUCGCCCCUACAUGUGCGUUCUUUGCCGCGACACCUUCUCGCGCAGUGACAUUCUCAAGCGUCACUUCCAGAAGUGCUCCAUUCGCCGAGGCAACCCGACUGGUGCUAGUCACUUGUCUCACCCUCAGGCCCAUGUCAAGAAGAAUGCCGCUGCUCAGAAGGCAGCUCUUGGUCAGGAUGGCGGACUGAACCACCUCAACGGUCUAGGUAAUAUCCCCGCUGACGGCAUGGUUCAGCCUUUUGGUAUGAUGCCUGUGUCGGAUGGAAUGGGCAACCUUGCAAAUGAUCAGAACCAGCUGUCGCGCUCCAGCAGUCUGACAAGAAUUGAUAAUGGCAAUAACCAGGACAGACGGGGCUUGACAGGAUCUGUCAUGGAUGCUCAAGGCCGCGGCGGCAGCUUCGAGCAGGCAUACAACGGCGAUGUCCCUAGCUCUAUGGCGCCCAACAUGAAUCAACAGAUGCAAAACUACAAUAUGCCCCCGGGCCAAAAUGGCAUGUCCAUGUAUGGCGGGUCAAACUCGAACCAACAAUCGGGCCUUGAUUGGUCUCAAAUGUUCCAGGCUGGUGCGCAACAAACCUACGCAAAUACAUUCACAACUCCUAAUCUUGGACAGACGCAGAUCGCAACCAAACAAGAGCCUAGUGCUGGCACCGAAAGAAUAGAUGGUCUUCCUGACCGAAACCACCACGCCGAUUCCCUCUUCUUCUCCACCUGGGGCGUACCGCCAUCGAUCCAGGACCCUUAUACCCUUAUUUCCAACCAAAUCCUCAACUUCUUUUACCCCCCUGGUUCCCCGAUUACCAACGAAAGCGCCGGUUUCAACUUAUACUUUUCGGCGGAAAACAUACGCGAUUUUCUGGAAAAGUACACGCACUUCCAUGUGCACUUCCCCAUCCUCCACACACCGACGUUCCGUAUCCUGGAAUCGUAUACUGGCUUACUUGCAGGCAUGUGCUGUAUGGGUGCAUGUUACUCAAACCGUCUCUCCCCAGAUCACGUGCGCGAUAUGAUGAACUUCCUCCGGGCGGCGUUAGUUCGCGACGUGCAUUUCUUAGCUACCACGGUGGGCAAGCAGCAAUGUGGAAACUUCGACAGUCGCUCAUCAAAUAACGGUCAACGUGACAUUGAGGAGCUUCAAGCUGUUAUGCUGCUCCAAAUUUUAUUAAUGUGGAACGGCACUCCUCAACAUCGCGAGAGCGCCCGUGACAUUUUCCCUGUCCUGGCGGAGCAGACUCGAAAGCUUCGGCUGAUGGAGGUAUCCACUACGAUACCCCUCAGUCCGCUGCACCAAAACAACUUUACCCCUCAGAACUUCGAUGUCUCCACAUUCGAUUGGGGUGUGUGGGUUGAACAGGAAAAGCGGAUACGCCUCAUGCACAUCAUCUUCCUCUGCAACUCUUCUAUGGAACUUUAUUUCAACGCCAGCUCUCAAUUAGAUAGCUUCGAGAUGCGUAUCCCGCUUCCUUCGGACGACGCUGCAUGGGAUGCACGGACGAAGAAGGACUGUGAGGACGCUCUUGGGUUACACGGUGAGGACUUGGUACGCCAGAAGAACCCGAACGGCACGCAACGCAGCAAGCAACCAGAGAUGGAUCUUGCCUUGAGGGCAUUGCUGCAUGGCUCGUAUCAGAUUCAGCCUGGCAGCACAAAUCUCUAUGGCAAGUUCAUCCUGAUCCACGCUAUUCUCUCAUUGAUUCGCCGUGCUCAACUGGAUGGCAACGCUGUAAUGAAAGGUUACGCGACGCCUCCAUUGAGCGACUGGAUGGUCAAUGGCGGAACUGAUGGAAACGGUGCAAACAGCGGGAGAGCUACUCCGGUUGAUCCCACUCUUCAGGCUAUGCCAGCUCACGUGCACGAGUCGUUCCGUAUGGCGCUGCAGAAGUUCAAAUCCAAUUGGGAUGCGGACAUGAACAACCAAUUCCCGCCUGGCAUGGCCAAGAAUGCAAGGAGAUAUGGGUUCUCCAGGGAUGGUAUUCACUUCUACUGGUUGGCGACAUAUCUCCUGAAGCACACUCGGGCAACAGAUUUGCAAAUGGGCUCAGACACUAGAUUUAUGCAAGUGAUGCAACUUCUCAAAUCAGUAAAAACUUGGGUAAUGACGGAUGGUGCCUCGCGGGGCGAGGAAUUGGGAUCGGUUGGAGAAAUCGACAAGGAAUUUGGGGUUACGAACCUAACACUCGACAUGGCACGACUUUUUAAACCUCUUCCGGCAGUGGUGGAAGAUCCAGGAAUUCCUUCUGUUCAGACGGAUAUCAGUACAGUGGCCGGCGGCAUGCUCUGA
Messenger RNA from Colletotrichum truncatum, 3009 nucleotides. Its product is annotated as C2H2 transcription factor. Lineage: Eukaryota; Fungi; Ascomycota; Sordariomycetes; Glomerellales; Glomerellaceae. The record is from RefSeq and is a predicted model, not a curated record. Gene Ontology annotation, cellular component: chromatin. Gene Ontology annotation, biological process: regulation of transcription by RNA polymerase II; DNA-templated transcription. Gene Ontology annotation, molecular function: RNA polymerase II cis-regulatory region sequence-specific DNA binding; zinc ion binding; DNA-binding transcription factor activity, RNA polymerase II-specific.